GGGAGGAGGAAGGCCAAGGGUUAAAAUAGAGAAAGUCCGAAGGGGCCUGGCAAGAAAGGCAAAAGGCGAGGGGAGCAACGAAAGAGGAGAGACUUGCCACCAGUCCACCGCCGGAGUGAGUGACUGAGGCGGCGGUUGGAGCUCGAGCGGCGGCGCGAGGGCAGAGCGCGAGCCCGGGAGGCGAGGGCGCAGGCGCAGGGGAGGGCGCAGGCGCACGAGGGCCCGAGGCCAGGCCGAGCUUGCCGCCGCCGCCGCCGCCGCCCGACGAUGGACUUCAAGACGGCGGUGUUCAACGCGGCCCGCGACGGCAAACUGCGGCUGCUGCAGAAGCUGCUGACCGCCAAGAGCCCCGACGAGGUGUCGCAGCUGGCGGCCGAGAAGACCCACGGCGCCACGGCGCUGCUGAUGGCGGCCCGUUACGGCCACCUGGACGUGGUGGUUUACCUGCUGGAGGAGUGCGGCGCCGACGUGGAGCUGGGCGGCUCGGUCAGCUUCGACGGGGAGACCAUCGAGGGGGCGCCGCCGCUCUGGGCCGCCUCGGCCGCCGGCCACCUCCCCGUGGUGCGGUCGCUGCUGGAGCACGGCGCCUCGGUCAACAACACCACGCUGACCAACUCCACCCCGCUCCGGGCGGCCUGCUUCGAUGGUCACCUGGACAUCGUCAGGUACCUGAUCGAGCACCGCGCCGACAUGGAGGUGGCCAACCGGCACGGCCACACCUGCCUCAUGAUCUCCUGCUAUAAGGGCCACCGGGAGAUCGCCGCUUACCUGCUGGAGAAAGGGGCUGACGUCAACAGAAAGAGCGUCAAAGGAAACACAGCUCUUCAUGACUGUGCUGAGUCUGGCAGCCUGGAGAUCAUGAAGAUGUUGCUCAAAUAUGGAGCCAAAAUGGAGAAAGAUGGUUAUGGGAUGACCCCACUGCUUUCCGCUAGUGUGACUGGUCACACCAACAUUGUGGACUUCUUGACCCAGCACCCGAAAACAAGCAAAAUUGAACGUAUUGAUGCCCUAGAGUUGCUUGGAGCAACAUUUGUGGACAAGAAGAGAGACUUGUUGGGAGCUAUGAAAUACUGGAAGAAAGCUAUGGACAUGCGAUACAGUGAUGAGGCUAAUGUCCUCACGAAACCGGAGCCCCAGGAGUUGAUAAUGGCUUACGAUUAUGCCAAAGAAGUAACCUCUGGAGAGGAACUGGAAGCCUUGAUUGCUGAUCCUGAUGAAAUGAGGAUGCAGGCACUUUUGAUAAGAGAGAGAAUACUAGGUCCUUCACAUCCUGAUACCUCUUACUACAUAAGAUACCGAGGUGCUGUCUAUGCUGAUUCUGGCAAUUUUGAAAGGUGCAUCAACUUAUGGAAAUACGCAUUGGACAUGCAACAGAACAACCUGGAUCCACUGAGUCCAAUGACAGCGAGCAGCUUGCUGUCUUUUGCUGAACUUUUUUCUUUUAUGCUGCAAGAUCGGACAAAAGGUGUCUUAGGAACUUCUGUGUCCUUCAAUGAUUUGAUUGGAAUAUUGAAUAAAAGUGUCUUUGAAAUAGACAGAGCCAUGAAGCAGUUACAGACUCCACCUGAUUUGAUACAGUUAAGCAAAGCUCUGUCAAUAAUCCUGCAUCUAAUCUGUUUGUUGGAGAAAGUGAAAUGUAGCUCUGAGCAAGAGUACCUCAAGCGACAAACUAUCUAUAAGUUCCUAAAACUGAACUCCCGAGGCAAAACUGGGUUUUCCCCACUUCAUCUUGCAGUUGAUAAAGACACUACUUCUGUAGGUCGCUAUCCAGUUUGUAAAUUUCCAUCUUUGCAAGUCACUGCAAUGUUGCUGGAGUGUGGAGCAGAUCUCAAUGCAAGAGACUUUGAGGACAACAGCCCAUUGCACAUUGCAGCACGUAACAAUCAUCCCGAGAUCAUGAAUCUUCUAAUUAAGGCGGGGGCACACUUUGACACCACAAACUCCCAUAAGCAGACUGCCUGCGAUUUACUAGAUGAGAAGGAAAUGGGGAAAAACUUAAUCCAGCCUAUCAACCAUACAACUUUGCAGUGUCUUGCUGCCUCUGCCAUAGUAAAACACCAAUUAGUUUAUAAGGGACAGAUCCCAGAAAAACUGGAGGCUUUCAUUUUGCUCCACCGAUGAAAUGAACAAUUUUGGAGUUAGUUUCUAGAAUGUCUAUAAAUAUGGGAAGAGAAUGGUCACGUGCUCUAGUUUUCAUCUGUGCGCUAAGAGAUGUUGAACGGAUUCAGCAGCUGUUAGUGAAUUUUGAUGAUUGCAUGUUUUGUUUCGCCCUCUUGGUCACCUUGCAUCCCAAUUCAUGCACAGUGGUAAUGCAUGUGUAUAUACUAUAUUAUAUCUGUUUGUCAGUAUUUUAAUGAAAGCCUGCUCUAUGCUGCUUUGCUUUUGGUUAAACUUGGGAUUGUUUAUAAUAGUUUGGAGUCCUAGCAACACCUCUGCCAAACUUGAUUUUGUUUUAAAUAUUUACAAGUAAUGAAAUAAUAGAUUUAAGCUGACUUUUUAAAAUUUCCCUUUUCCCUGAUUAGUGUAGAUGCAAUAGUCUCACUGGGGUUGGGGGAAAGAAACUUUCGGACAUUCUAUUUCUUUGAUUCUGCACGCUGUCAAAGCUGGCUUUAACGUCAAUACCUUAAGUGCUUUUAAGUCUCCAGUGCAGUUGCUUGAAGAAAAGACUGCUCUAUGUUGACACAUCACUAUGCAGAUACUGGAAAUUGAUUAGAGCAUUGGGCAUCUUUCUCAUGCUUUUUGCAGGAUGCUCAAGUUAUUUAAAAAAGCUUUGCAUUUUUCAAACUGCAUACGGUAUCCUGACCACUUUACUAAUGGAAGCACCCAUGGGCUUUUUGUAUAUAAAUAGGGCUAUACCCUUGAGGUUGCUGCAUUUGACUCCUUUUUACUGUGUUAUGGAGUGAGGAGAAAAAUAAGUUAUUUUGAUCCACAUGAGUUAAUGCAUCAUAAAAUGGAGAUUUCAAAUCCUUUUUUAAUAGCUUUGUACAGAAAACUGGAAAGAUUUGUUUUCUUUGAAGAACAGCCUGCCACCUACAAGGUGUUAAUAAUUACCAGCUAUUGCAUCAAAGUAAUUGAUAUCUGAAAGAAUAUCCACAUUACUGUUGUAACAGGAAGGGUGACAUUUGAGGGUUUGGUUGGAUUCAGGUAAAUACUGUAAUUCUGCACUUUAUUGAUACAGAUGAGAACUAUUAUGGCUCAUUGGCCAUGUAAUGUCUUAAAUGAAGCAUUCACAAUAAAAUGCAAAAAAACUGCA
Carcharodon carcharias (great white shark) is the source of this 3253-nucleotide messenger RNA. RefSeq names its product fem-1 homolog c (gene fem1c). NCBI's taxonomy places the organism in Eukaryota, Metazoa, Chordata, Chondrichthyes, Lamniformes, Lamnidae. Gene Ontology annotation, molecular function: protein binding. The coding region runs from base 268 to 2121 and encodes 617 amino acids. The record is from RefSeq and is a predicted model, not a curated record. The transcript has 2 exons.